Molecule: messenger RNA, 1305 nt
Organism: Melitaea cinxia (Glanville fritillary)
Lineage: Eukaryota; Metazoa; Arthropoda; Insecta; Lepidoptera; Nymphalidae
Gene: Pdss2
Product: all trans-polyprenyl-diphosphate synthase PDSS2
Exons: 7
Coding region: 1-1272 (423 amino acids)
Biological process (GO): isoprenoid biosynthetic process; ubiquinone biosynthetic process
Cellular component (GO): mitochondrion; transferase complex
Molecular function (GO): prenyltransferase activity
Source: RefSeq, a predicted model, not a curated record
AUGAGUUUAAGUCGAUUGAGAUGUGCGAUUAGGUACGAUUUGGUGAAAGUUUGCCAAUCAAGCGCACUGGUUGCGAAAUUUGGACCUUGUAUAGGGCGGGAAGUGAGCACAAGCAGUACGCGAUGUGCAGUUGCACAACAAAACACAAAACCAGAUUGGAACAGGGCAGUGAGCGAGGCUGAGAAGAUCGUUGGUUACCCAACCUCUUUCCUCAGCUUGCGCUGGGUUCUUAGUGACGAAAUCGCUAAUGUCGCUCUGCACUUACGAAAACUCGUUGGAAGCAAUCAUCCACUUUUGAAAACAGCUAAGAACCUGCUCUACAAUGGAAAAAACAACAUGCAAGCUUGGGGUCUCAUCGUUCUACUGGUGUCGAAGGCGGCGGGUCACAGCCCUGAGAUACCUGACAUGGAACAAGACAAAGCAGCUGGAGUUUUGCACAGCCAACGCGCGCUAGCCGAAGUAGCAGAGAUGAUCCGUACUUCUCACCUCGUUCACAAGGGGUUGGUCAACAUGAAUGUGAGGCAAGUUCUGGCUGGCGAACCAGAUGACAUGCUGUUUGGAAACAAGAUCGCCUUGCUUAGCGGGGACUAUCUCCUCGCUAACUCCUGUACUGAACUCGCUAACUUGAGGAAUCAAGAAUUAGUAGAGUUAAUGUCGUCAGCUGUGCGAGAUUUAGUAGAGGCAGAAUUCCUCGGAGAUCGAGACCAGCAGAACAACCCGCUCCCCUCACGACCUCUACCAGAAGAACAGAGGGAAGCCGUCUCAGAAUGGGAUUGUAUCCUGUCUCCACUGCCCAUGUCGGGUGUGGAAGGCUGUGCUCGACGUGAAUGGGCGGCAAGGCAUGUACUAGCCGCUGGUGCCUUACUCGGAAAGAGUUGUUCUGCUGCUCUUAAACUAGCCGGACACAAGCCAGCACUACAAACUCAGGGUUAUCUAUUUGGAUGUCACUUAGCUCUUGCAUGGCAGGCGUUUUUGGAUUUAGAAGCCUUUACAGGUCCUGAACCAUCCAGCUUCUCAUUAGUGGGAGCGCCACUAGCCUUCACUUUAGAGGCUCGACCUGAACUGUAUUCUUAUAUAGAGGCUGGCAAGAAGAGUGUACACGAUGUUGACUAUCAUGCGCUGUACGAAGCAGUGUUGGCAGGCGAUGGCAUCGCUCGUACACAAGCUCUACAACGCGAACACAGCGGUCGAGCGCGUGAAGUUUUAGACUGUUUUCCUUACUGUGACGCGCGUACCGCACUCGCCAAUAUCAUCGUCGCGAUGAACCCUUAGCAGGUAUUAAAACUACUAGACACGCACAAAAUA